This is a messenger RNA of Candidozyma auris, 723 nucleotides long. RefSeq lists its product as uncharacterized. Lineage: Eukaryota; Fungi; Ascomycota; Pichiomycetes; Serinales; Metschnikowiaceae. Gene Ontology annotation, molecular function: procollagen-proline 4-dioxygenase activity; L-ascorbic acid binding; iron ion binding. The record is from RefSeq and is a predicted model, not a curated record. The transcript has a single exon. Bases 1 to 723 code for a protein of 240 amino acids. Gene Ontology annotation, cellular component: endoplasmic reticulum. Gene Ontology annotation, biological process: peptidyl-proline hydroxylation to 4-hydroxy-L-proline.
AUGCCACCGAAGAAACAAGCAUCCCAAGCCAAAAAGUCCACUUACUCAUUUCCUCAAAAUUUUUUUCAACUAGACAAAAGCUUAAAAAAGCAGUUCUACGUGCCACAGCCGAAGUCGAUUAUAUCGGAACAAAUCGUUACAAUCGAGCACUUCUUCAGCGAGUCCUUUUGCGAUACACUAAUAUCAUCUUUUGAAUCGAAACUCCAGCUAGAGACGACGCCGAAUAUAAAGAGUAAGGAUUUUGCUGCAAGAUACAAUGAUAGAAUAUCGUUAACAGAUCACGAGGCAGCAGACGCCCUAUGGCAGUACUUGAAAGCUAUACUUCAACAGAAAGUUGAUUACGAGGACGAAGAACUCGAAGAGAUCAAACAAAUAUUUUCAAAAGCCAGGAGUCUCAACCCCCAAUUACGUAUAUAUAGAUACACAAGAGGCCAUCAUUUUGGUAAACACUAUGACGAUUCGGUCAAAUGUCCUUUGGCGCAUGAUCCUUCCAAGAUGGGGAAAACAAAAUGGACAUUGCUUAUAUACUUGACAGGAGGGGACGAAUUCAUUGGAGGUGGCACUAUCUUCUAUCCGAAUCUCAAAGCUAACGACGCUAUCAAUGUGCAUCCAAGUAAAGGUUUGGCCCUUUUACACAAGCAUGGUGACGACUGUCUACAGCACGAAGCAGAGAUUGUUAAGGACGGGACUAAGUGGGUUCUUCGAAGUGAUGUAACUUUCUGA